UCCAACUUCGGACUGAUGUAAAACCAAUAUAGAAAUUGAACGUCGUUAUUGUAUAUAUUUGUUUCAUUUACUUAAAUAAUAAAUAAAUAAUAGCAAUAUGAUUUAAUGGAAUUAAAUCUAUAUAUUUUCAAACUGCCUUUUGUAAAUCAUGCGCAUCAGCACGAACCUGUCAAUCUUAACGGCAUCCUUAAGACACGAUUACGCAUUAUGAAAUUUAAUAUACAAUACUCUUCUACCUACAAAUCAAACAUGUGUCUGGAAAGCGGAAGAAUAAAUUGAUACUUAUAUAAGGAAGUGGACAGAAUUCUUGUAAUUCGAAAACGCACAUUCAAUCCGCCUUUGUCUAUUCAAGGUAUUGCAGACUACAAUUCAUUCUGCGUAUUGCAAAGAUUACCUCGAAUAAUUAUUUUCAGCUAAUUAUUCUUAUCAUUAUUUAAUAAAUAUGAUACGAAUGUUUUCAACACCUACGGGUGUAAGAUUAGAAAAGGAAGUAUGUGUGCGCUGUUUGCUAUCUUCAUUUACAUCAGUCGCAAUAGUGUACGGAUGGGACUUUUUUAUGCCUUGUUCCUGUGUGGCAAAACCAAACCCUUACUUGCAGAAACUUAUAAACUUUUACAUUUCCUUUAUUGAAAUAGUUUAUUGGGUGCAUGCCGUUCUCGUUGUUUGUAUGGCAAUUCCUUAUAUAUCGGACAUAACGCCUUGCUAUUCCUGGUACGCGAUCGUCAACUAUGACCUAUAUGGCAGACUCGUCCUUGCCGUUCUCGAUUUGGCUAUUGCUAUACUAUUCAGCAUUGCCAAAAGAGUCAAAUUGAGCCCAAAGAUAAAAUUAAGGAAGUCGUAUCGUUUUCCCCCAGAUCAACUAUUCUCUACUGUCGACAGUAUAGUAUUUUAUACAGUAAUUAUUUUUGUGGGUUUUACGGUAUUGAUUGCUUGUGGAGAAGUUUUGUUAUUGUACCCACAUUUGGAAAAUGGAGUCUUAUACGUAUGAGCCACUUUUCUGUUGCAUCGAAGUUGGUCUGGCUGGUACUUUUCUUGUCGGGGGAAUAAUGUACCUAUCUCUGUUUAUUAUCUUGCUUAUGUAUACUUUAAUGAAGGUAUUUGAAAAAGUAUCAGAAAAUUUGUAUUUAUUGAAAAAGAACAGUCCAAACUUGAAGUCUGAAUUGGAAAAAAUUAUAAUACAACACGACGAACUUUGGAAUUUUGCAAAUCAACUCAAUGGACCAUUCAAUGACAUAUUAACAAUUUUAUACGGCACCUUGUUAAUGGAAACGAGUCUACUUUAUUUUCUCUUCAGUGUUAUAUUAAAUGAUUUUUGGAUCAGAAUGAUAUGUUCUACGCUUUGUGCUAGUUUCACGUUCUACUGUACCGUACUUGGAUUUUUGUUUUCUGCAUUUACAUCUACCAUGCAGACAUCUUUUCAAGAUAUAAGAAGAUUCGCCGACUGUAAUUUAAGAUUGGAAGAAAAAUUGAAGAUCUUGAACUUCAUGAAGAGAUACGGUAAAGAAUCGCUGUGUUUGACAUGCAGAGAUUACUUCAAAAUUACUAAAAAGUUCCCAGUAAAAAUGGGAAGUUCUCUGGAUUCCAUAUUUUCUGGACUAGAAAAUAUGAAGGAAGCUACGAAACGUAAAAGUUAAUCAUUACACAAAGAUUACGAUUUGAAAACAGAACUGAAUAGAAAAAUAUUUGUUAAACUGUACGGAAACUUCUAAUUAUUUUUGAAAUCCACGUUUAAUGUUAAAUUUCACAAUUCUUGUCAGAUAAUAUUUUAAUAACAUUCGCAAAAUGUGUUGUAUUAGGAGAUUAAUUUUGCACCAUUGUUUUUUUCAUAAGUAUACAUUUAGUGUUUGUAUGAAAAACGCGAAUAAAUUGAAAAUAUGAUGUACUAAAUAUUUUCACUACAUUGAUAGAAGAAAAUGCCUUGUAGCUAAUAUUCUAUAUUAUUCAAUGUACAUUCACAAUGCUCAUCGAUGCACCAAUUUAUUGA
Centruroides sculpturatus (bark scorpion) is the source of this 1984-nucleotide messenger RNA. RefSeq lists its product as uncharacterized. The record is from RefSeq and is a predicted model, not a curated record. The transcript is spliced from 5 exons. NCBI's taxonomy places the organism in Eukaryota, Metazoa, Arthropoda, Arachnida, Scorpiones, Buthidae. Bases 969 to 1634 code for a protein of 221 amino acids.